AUGGCCACUUCGACAAAUGAAGACAUUUACAUCAGUCGCCAAACCGCAGCGAGAACGCAGAUGGUUGGAACAAAAGAAAUUUAUACUGUAGUCAAACAAUGCAACUUUCUGAUAGUUUUAAACUCAAAUUUAACAGCACUUGAUACCAGUGAUGUCGAGUGUAUUUUAUUAUAUGACACCAUUGAUAAUCGUCCAGUGCCUUAUGUUCAUUGUCCACCAAUAAAAUAUAAAAUUCAAGAAAUGGAAGAACAUAUACUUACUGUUGAAUGCAAAUUAACUGUGUUAUCGAGUCAACACGAAGAUUCUCUUUUUAAGGUGAAGGUUAUUUUAAAGAAAGAAGGAAGAGAAAUCGCGACACUAAUAUCCUGCUCGAUAAAAUGCACCUCCAAACUCGAGUCAAAGAAAAAACCUAAAUUUGACUCAUUGAAAUCGAACAACGAGAAGCGGAUACGACCGUCAAAAAUAGUGGGGUCCAACUCCAACUCAUCUACUCCGACAUCCGAGUCAAGUAUAACCACACAAUCCCUUCUUAAUACAAACACUAUACUUAUGGAUGAGAUCAGAAAGAAUUUAAAUAAAGGAUAUAAUUUCCCUUCCUUUGAAAUCGGGUUUACUAAAUUCAUUCAAUUAUCUGGACUGAUAGAAAGACCAUUCUUGCGACAGUAUUACAUCGAUAGUAUAAGAGCUAUGAGUGGCAAUUUGAUCUGUGGGCUUGACGAAAUCACAAGCGUUCUUGGAAACACACCACACCAAAGUUACUCAAAUCCAAUAAAUCCACAAAUUAGAUUUGAUAUCCCACAGAACCAACCACUGCGACAAACACAAUUCUGCAUGGCACAAGAUUUACCUAACACAAUGAAUACUCCGUUUAUGAACUAG
This is a messenger RNA of Entamoeba invadens IP1, 879 nucleotides long. RefSeq lists its product as hypothetical. NCBI's taxonomy places the organism in Eukaryota, Evosea, Mastigamoebida, Endamoebidae. Bases 1 to 879 code for a protein of 292 amino acids. The record is from RefSeq and is a predicted model, not a curated record. The transcript has 3 exons.